AUGUUUCUUGUAUUUUUAUUCACAAUCUUAGCUGAUUCUCGCAGAUUAGAAUCAUUGGUUCAAAAGUACAAAGAGCAAGUUGCAAAAGACAGAACUAUUGAUAAAGAAGAAGAGGCCAUUCUUUGGGCUUUGGCCGAAUUUGGUCAGCAAUUAGAUAAGACAGUCACAGGAGAAGAAGUUUCCACAGAAAUUGGAGAUAGGCUAAAUCAAAUUCUCGAAAGAGUAGACAUCACAGACGCUUUGCUAAGAAAAGAUUUUAAUGAAAUGAAAUUCGAAUUCAAUCAGGCCAAAGAACAGAUACGCAACUUAGUUGAGAGCUCAAAAUUCCAAAUUAUGGAUGAAAUGGAAGCAUUUAGGGACAAAUUAACUAUUGCUUUACAACAACUUGUUGAUGCAAACAAAGAAGUUCAAAACAGGUCUGGCUCGAAAGUCAGUAUUACAGCUAAGCACGUAGUUCAAAAAUUACGAAACAAAGCAAUUCGCCGUUCUUUGAUUUUCUUUGUUGCAUUCCAAGUUUUGCUUGCUUGUGGCGUAAUAUUCUACAAGAAGUUAGAAAGGCAAUUAAGAAUGCUUCUUUAA
Messenger RNA from Trichomonas vaginalis G3, 579 nucleotides. RefSeq lists its product as uncharacterized. The transcript has a single exon. NCBI's taxonomy places the organism in Eukaryota, Parabasalia, Trichomonadida, Trichomonadidae. The record is from RefSeq and is a predicted model, not a curated record. Bases 1 to 579 code for a protein of 192 amino acids.